Pisolithus orientalis is the source of this 450-nucleotide messenger RNA. RefSeq lists its product as uncharacterized. The transcript has 2 exons. The annotation marks the transcript as partial. Lineage: Eukaryota; Fungi; Basidiomycota; Agaricomycetes; Boletales; Pisolithaceae. The record is from RefSeq and is a predicted model, not a curated record.
CCCUGCUGGCAAUAUCAAGAAAUCAAGGUUGAGAACUACCCUACACAGUCACUGAUAAUGUUGUACUGGCAUGAUGGACUCAAGGUUGUGGAGCACCUGUUCAGUAACCCUGUAUUCACACAGUGUAUGGAUAUCUCUCCAUACAAGGAGUUUGAAGUUAUGGCUGAAGGCCAAGAACAAGUAUAUGGGGAAUUUAUGAGCACUGAUGAUGCAUGGCACAUACAGGACCAACUCCCCCACAGUCAUUCCUUCCUGGGGGUGAUUGGUGCAUUGGAUAAAACACCUCUGACAAUAGGAAUGGGGAAUAAAGAAAUGCACCCUCUAUUACUUUUGCUUGUGAACAUACAUGCUGGAGUACAUAUGAAAGCUACUUCUCAUGCAUUCGCACUGGCCACCUAUCUGCCCAUCCUGAAAUUCCACAAUGUACCACCAGCUGUUCAGGCCAUACUA